Molecule: messenger RNA, 636 nt
Organism: Lactuca sativa (garden lettuce)
Lineage: Eukaryota; Viridiplantae; Streptophyta; Magnoliopsida; Asterales; Asteraceae
Source: RefSeq, a predicted model, not a curated record
AUGGGACAAGAGGAGUCUGAAGAUAUAUACUAUCCACAUAAGAUCGUUAAAUUGGUUGAGGAAAAGAUGAAGUUAAUUGAUGUCUUACCAUGCAAGAAACCAGUUGAAGAAAGAAAAAGGUUCAAAUGUACUCCAAGAGUAGAGAAGAACAAGAAGGUGGAGAUUGUGAAGAACCAUAUAACCCAGGAGUUGGAAAAGUUCAUUACGAAUAAGCUGAAGGGGACAGAAGUGAAGGUGGUGAUCCAGAAAACGUUGUACAAAAGUGAUCUGGAGGAAAACCAGAACAGGUUGAGUAUGCCGACGAAACAAGUGAUCAAACCGGAUGAGUUCUUGAGGAAAAAUGAGAAAGAAGAUUUGGAGAAUGGAAAGGAGUUUGAGGGGAAAUUGUGGGGGCCAAGAUUAGAGAUGCAUAAGAAGCCGAUGAUGUUGAAGAUGUGGCAUAUGAACAGCACCAGCAACUACGUCCUUAAAACCGAGUGGAACCGCUUUGUGAAGGCGAAUGAAAAGGAUUUGGAGAUAAACAAAAAGAUUCAGGUUUGGUCGUUUCGCAGAGAAGAGAAGCUGUGCUUUGCAAUUGCAUGUUUGGACAGAGAUGUUGACGGACAAAACGACGCCGCUGCAGCACCCAUCAUUUAG